GCUGAGCCCUGCGCGUCCACGAGGCCGCGUGCACGCGCCCGAGAUCCGCGGGUCCGGCAGUCAGUCGCAGCGCGGGACAGACACGGACACGGUCACGGUACCGGACGAGCCGCAGAGCGGAGCGGAACCGAGCGGAACCGAGCAGAGCGGGUUUAUCAGUGUUGUGUGUGUAAGCUGCUGCUGACCUGAUCACACUCGAGGGCGGGGCUUCACUCAAUCCAGACGCGGCUCAUUGGUCACACGGCCAUGAUGGACAGGCCGAGGGACGGCCCACUGACCCUGCUGCUGCUCUUCCUGGGUCACAUGAUCACAGCGCUGGAGGUUCCUCUGGACCCUAAACUCCUGGAAGAGCUGCCGCAGCCUCCCACGAUCACUCAUCAGUCACCGAAGGACUACAUCGUAGAUCCUCGCGAGAACAUCGUCAUUCACUGCGAGGCCAAAGGAAAGCCUCAUCCCAGCUUCUCGUGGACCAGGAACGGGACGCAUUUCGACAUCGACAAGGACCCUAAAGUCCUGAUGAAGCCGGGCUCGGGGACGCUGGUGAUGGACAUCAGCGGAGGAGAGCGGGCCGAGGCGUACGAGGGAGUCUAUCAGUGCUCGGCUCACAACGAGCUGGGCACCGCCGUCUCUAACAGCAUGGUCAUCCGUCAGUCCAGAUCUCCUCUGUGGUCUAAAGAGAGAAUCAGUCCAAUCAUUGCACAGAAGGGACAGUCUUUAAUCCUGCACUGCCGCCCGCCCGCCGGCCUCCCGCCGCCCAUCAUAUUCUGGAUGGACAACAACUUCCAGCGUCUGCCUCAGAGUCGGCGCGUGUCUCAGGCUCUGAACGGAGACCUCUACUUCUCUAACGUCGAGCCGGAGGACUCCAGGAGCGACUACAUCUGCUACGCCCGCUUCCCGCACACCCAGACCAUCCAGCAGAAGCAGCCCAUCAGCGUCCGGGUGCUGGACAUGGAUUCACUCAAUGACACACUGGCAGAUUAUUUGAAUGACACUGAUUUGUUUAGUGAUAACCCCUCAGAAGAGCGCGCUCCGGUCUUUAUGGUUCCCAGCGAGUCGGUCAGCUCUAGAAUGGUUCUGAGAGGAGAGGUUCUGGAGAUGGAGUGCAUCGCCGAUGGCCUUCCCACUCCGGCGGUCUCGUGGGUCAAACGCACCGGAGAGAUCCCCAGCGGACGGGCCUCCUUCCUGAACUUCGAUAAGACUCUGCGGAUCACGGAUGUGUCCGAGGCCGACGCUGGAGAAUACCGCUGCGUCGCUAAAAACCUCCUGGGCUCAGUUCAUCACACCGUCAGAGUCACGGUUAACGCGGCUCCUUUCUGGAUCAGCGCUCCCAGAAAUCUGGUUCUGGCUCCGAAGGAGAUGGGCAUCAUCACGUGCCGGGCCGCCGGACAUCCUAAACCCAGCGUGCACUGGCUGGUCAACGGCCUGCCCAUCCACGACGCACCUAAGGACCCCAGCAGGAGAGUGGAAGGAGACACACUCAUCUUCUCGGAGGUCCAGACGGGCUCCAGCGCUGUGUAUCAGUGCAACGCCUCGAACCAGUACGGAUACUUACUGUCCAAUGCCUUCGUCAACGUGCUGGCGGAGCCGGCCCGAGUCCUGACGCUGCCUAAUAUAAUCUAUCAGGUCAUCAUGAACAAACCUGCGCUGCUGGAGUGUGUGACGUUCGGCUCGCCCGUCCCUACCAUCACAUGGUUUAAGGACAGCCGCUCCAGCAUGUUGGAGGGAAACGCUCACGUGUUCCAUGACAACGGAUCCCUGGAGAUACACACGUCUCAGCCCUUAAACAGCGGGAAAUACACCUGUGUGGCCAGGAAUAACCUCGGCAUCUCCGAGAACCACGUCUACCUGGAGGUCAAAGAGCCCACGAGGAUCCUGAGGCCGCCGGAGUACCGGGUGGUCCAGAGGAACCGGGACGUGGUGUUCGAGUGUAAAGCCAAGCACGACCCGUCCCUCGUGCCCACCAUGAUCUGGCUGAAGGACGACGGAGAGCUGCCUGAUGAUGAGAGGUUUCGAGUGGACUCGGACAGUCUGACCAUCAGAGACGUCACGGAGAGCGACGCGGGGACUUACACCUGCAUCAUGAACACCACGCUGGACCAGGACUCGGCCAGCGCUCAGCUCACGGUGGUCGAGGCCCCACCCACUCCCGCAGUGAUCUACGAGCAGCCAGGAGCACCGACCGAUCUGGAGCUGACGGAUCCUGGAGCGAGAAGCGUUCAGCUCACCUGGACACCUGGAGACGAACACAACAGCCCCAUCAAGAGGUUCCUGAUCCAGUAUGAGGACGGUCUCCACCAGAGCGGCGUGUGGCACAAUCUGACGGAGGUUCCUGGAACCAAGACCACGGCUCACCUGAAGCUCUCUCCGUACGUCCACUACAGCUUCAGAGUGCUGGCGCUCAACGAGGUGGGCUUCAGUCGUCCCAGCUCACCCUCUCGUCAGUACAGGACCGGCCCCGCAGCUCCCGACGAGAACCCCGCUGAGGUCAAAGGUCACGGCACCGAACACAAUAAUCUGGUCAUCACGUGGAAGCCGCUGACUCCUCUCCAGUCCAACGGUCCCGGGCUGCAGUAUAAGGUCAUGUGGCGUCAGCAGGACAUGGAGAAGGACUGGACAUCCGUCAGCGUGGCUAACGUCUCUAGAUUCGUCGUGUCGGGGACGCCCACGUUUGUACCGUACGAGAUGUCGGUUCAGGCAGUGAACGAUCACGGGCCUGGUCCCAAACCCAGCACCGUGAUUGGAUACUCUGGAGAGGACUUUCCUUCAGCAGCUCCGGGGGACGUGCGGGUCCUGGUGCUGAACAGCUCGCUGGCCGAAGUGCGCUGGAGCCCCGUUUUGUCUGAAUCUGUGCGCGGGAGACUGCAGGGCUAUAAGGUUCAUUACUAUCGUGAGCGCAGUUUACACCGACACAACUCUCAUCACGGCAAACAGAGGAUGGAGAUCUUCAGCCCCAACAAAACCAGCGGGAAACUGCCUGACCUGCAGCCCUACAGCGUCUACAGCCUGCAUGUGACGGCCUUCAACGGCCGAGGAGAAGGACCCUCCAGCGCCCCGCAGCGCUUCGAGACGCCCGAGGGAGUCCCAGGCGUGCCGUCCUUCUUCAAGGUUUCUGCUUUAGAUCUGGACUCUCUGACGCUGGAGUGGGGUCCACCUCACGAGAGGAACGGCCGUCUGUCCGGAUACACCUUCAAAUAUCAGACCGUGGACAGCAGAAAUGAUCUGGGUCUGCUGGAGGAGCUGGAUCUGCCGUCCAAUCUGAGCAGCUUCACGCUGCACAACCUUCCUCACAGCACACGCUACAAGUUCUACAUCAGCGCCCGAACACAGAGAGGAGCCGGACCGGCGCUCACCGAGGAGGCCGUCACCGUCCUGGACAGAGCGCCGCCGGUCGCUCCAGCGUUUGGGAACGUGAGCUCAUCCGUGAGCGAGGACGGAGCGCUGAUCAGUUGGGAAUACUGGGGCCCCGAGAAACACCUUUAUGUUGAAUAUAUUAUAGACAAGAGUGAUGAAGACUGGCACAAAGAGAAGGUCAACGGCUCUCAGUUCCACGUUCUUAAGGGUUUGAAGAAGGGUUUGGCGUACAAGGUGCGUGUGGUGGCCCGGGGUCACGACGACCGAGCGCUCCAUCGCUCUGAGGAGCUCUUGAUUAAGGUCCCAGCGAUGGUCAGUCCUCAGGUGGACAUCGCCACUCAGGGCUGGUUCAUCGGUCUGAUGUCGGCCAUCGCUCUGCUCAUCCUCAUCCUGCUCAUCAUCUGCUUCAUCAAGAGGAACAAGGGAGGAAAAUAUCCAGUUAAAGAGAAGGAGGACGCUCACGGAGACCCGGAGAUCCAGCCCAUGAAGGAGGAUGAUAUCACGUUUGGAGAGUACAGUGACGAGGACCACAAACUGCUCAAAGGGAGCCGAACGCCGUCCAGCGGAACCGUUAAACGCGACGGCAGCGACGACAGUUUAGUCGACUACGGAGACUCCGGAGACACGCAGUUCAACGAGGACGGCUCGUUUAUCGGACAGUAUAGCGGACGGUCAGAUAGAGACGCCGCUCACGACAGCUCCGAACCGCCGUCUCCGGUCAACGCCAUGAACUCGUUCGUCUGAACCGGCCGGAUCUCGGAGGCUGUGUUCUCUGUAGCACACGCUCAUACUCCUGCAGUAUGUGCUCUUAUGCAAUCAUAUAGAUAUCAGGCAAAAAUAGAAACGUUUUCGUUUAUGAUUUGACGGAACCGACACCUUAAGAAAUAGCUCCCGCGAACGGACGGUGUGGUGACCUGAGAUUAGGUCGAGCUCGUUUCUUCAUCAGAUCUGGAGAGAUGUGUCUCUGCAUCAGUGUCUCAGUAAUGGAAGUGAAUGGGUGCCGUCAGAACCAGAGUCUGAUAAAAACGUCACAAUAAUCCACAGCGCUCCGGUCCAUCGGUGAUCAGAAGAUCAAACUAAUCCAGCAUUAAGAUGUUUUUAACUCAGAUAAAAUAGAGUACAUAAUAACUCUUCUCCGUGAAAAGUGUUCCGAUCUGAAUCAGGA
Molecule: messenger RNA, 4516 nt
Organism: Puntigrus tetrazona (Sumatra barb)
Lineage: Eukaryota; Metazoa; Chordata; Actinopteri; Cypriniformes; Cyprinidae
Gene: nrcamb
Product: neuronal cell adhesion molecule b
Exons: 30
Coding region: 247-4095 (1282 amino acids)
Biological process (GO): cell-cell adhesion; brain development
Molecular function (GO): cell-cell adhesion mediator activity
Source: RefSeq, a predicted model, not a curated record